AUGGCGAUUCACCCCGAUCUUCCUGGCAUCGAGGUGACGGUUUCAGUCGGAGGCGAGCAAUUAUUCGAGUACGCCGCAGAAAAUGAACCACUCCCUAGGCCAUUACCCAAAAAUACUCGGAACAGAAAGAAGCUCUUGCAUCAACACAAAGCCACAAUCACUAAGUACAUCGAGAUCGUUGACGGAAGUGUUUUCACUAUCAAUCUAUCUGCCAAAGCCCCGUACGUGUUGGAUUGCCCCAAGCUUCAGUUCCGCGCAUUCGUCGAUAAUAACUGGAUCCGUGAGCCAAUUAUGACCCAGGAUGAUUAUAAGGAUAAGGACUGGAGUGAUGUCGUCGAAGGUCCGGUUGGAGAAGUUGAUUCCGGUCAUCGGCCUAUGAUAUUCAGCACGGUUGAAACGAGUGAGUUGAUUUUUCAAAACUGAAGACGAUCAAGACUGAUGAUGUAUAGCGUCGGAACAAUUCACCAAAGCCGUAGUCGCAGAGCAUAAAGAUAAAAUGAGCGGCGUCGGCGAGAUCAUUGUUGAAGUUCAUAGAAGGACCGAAGGUCGUGCAGCCAAACCAUCAAAGGAUGAGAUUAUCCGUGACUUCGAGGUCACUUACGAAGACAAGGUUCACGAGAAAGCUACCGCCCUCACUGCCACCAGCCAUGGAACGACGUGAGUUGCCAAGCCACACCUCGCUUAACAGAAUUAAUAUCCAUAUGCUAACUUGCCGCGAUGUAGUUACGGCGUCGCCGCACGUGGAGACACCGAGUAUAACCUAGGGGUAUGGCAGACUGCGACGAUCGAUGGCGAAGACUUUAUGCGUGCGCAAUUUGUUUUCAAGUAUCGUUCGAAGGGUAAGCUCAUUCACAACCCCCAUGCCCUGAGACUCCUCUUCCGCUAACGACAAAACAAAACAGAAGCCCUUAAAAAACUCCUCGUCAUCCCGCGAUCACCCAGCCCCGACCCCGAGCCCGAAGAGCUAGAAAUCAUCCAUCACCGCAGUAUCCAACCCCGAAUUCGACGACCAGCCCAAGCCCGAAUCGAUGACGCAAUCUUGACGGCGGAAGAAAAGGAGGAGCUGACCAAAAAACUUGCCGAAAUGCGCGGGGUUAAGCGAGAACGGGAGGACGAAAAUAUCAAGGAGGAGUUGCUUACCGAGAUGGACAUUAAACGUGAACACCUGGGCGCAAUCGAUAGUGGUUUCGGAGACCAGGGAGAGCCGAGGCGACGAAAGAAACCGAAGAAGUGGACUGGCAAGACGAUCGUGGAUUUGACGGAGAGUGACCAGGAGAUUGAUCCGAUUGUUCUGGAGUGA
Messenger RNA from Hymenoscyphus albidus, 1300 nucleotides. Lineage: Eukaryota; Fungi; Ascomycota; Leotiomycetes; Helotiales; Helotiaceae. The record is from the annotation of a GenBank genome assembly.